CGGGCUUCAUAGAGCUGAGCGCAGCCCCAGUCACUGCCCCAGGUCUCUGUGGUCACUCACUGACGAUCAGUCUGCAUGCCCAGGUCCCUCCCAGCGAACCCUCGUCAGCCUAGAUCCUGCAGCCUGUGCAGCUCAGACUGUGAAGUCCUUGCACCUGAGGCCCAGCCUGAGGUCCCUGCACUCAAGGCCCAGUCCUUGUGCCUGAGGCCGGCGCAGUCUCGGCCCCACCAUGGUGGCGGGCAUGCUGCUGCCCCUGUCCCAGCUGCGGGCAUUGUACGAGCUGCUGUUCCGCGAUGGGGUUGUGGUGGCCAAGGAGAGCCGGUGCCCCCAGUCCCGGCACCCUGAGCUGCGGGCCCUGUCCAACCUGCAGGUGAUCCGGGCCCUGGGCUCACUGAAGUCUCGGGGGUUGGUGCGGGAGAGCUUCGUGUGGAGACACCACUACUGGUACCUGACGGACCAGGGUGUGGGCUUCCUUCGCCAGUACCUGCACCUUCCCCCCGACAUCGUGCCCGCCACCCUGCAGCGACAGGCCCAGCACCGCCCCAGCCUCCGGGCCCCCGGCCCCCUCCCCCGCCCCUCACCUCGGCCACCAGGAUCCUCCACCGUCGUUGAGCGGGGCAGGCAGGAGUAUCGCAAGAUCGAGGAGCUGAGAGACAAGAAGGGGCCCGAGGUGGGGCUGGUGUUGAACGGGACACCCUCAGCAGGUUAG
Messenger RNA from Leucoraja erinaceus (little skate), 709 nucleotides. Its product is annotated as 40S ribosomal protein S10b-like. The coding region runs from base 230 to 709 and encodes 159 amino acids. Gene Ontology annotation, molecular function: structural constituent of ribosome; RNA binding. The transcript has a single exon. NCBI's taxonomy places the organism in Eukaryota, Metazoa, Chordata, Chondrichthyes, Rajiformes, Rajidae. The record is from RefSeq and is a predicted model, not a curated record. Gene Ontology annotation, cellular component: cytosolic small ribosomal subunit.